Molecule: messenger RNA, 3779 nt
Organism: Thunnus maccoyii (southern bluefin tuna)
Lineage: Eukaryota; Metazoa; Chordata; Actinopteri; Scombriformes; Scombridae
Product: Fc receptor-like protein 5
Exons: 8
Coding region: 2993-3691 (232 amino acids)
Biological process (GO): cell surface receptor signaling pathway
Molecular function (GO): transmembrane signaling receptor activity
Source: RefSeq, a predicted model, not a curated record
AACAAAUUCACAAAAACUUCCACAUACAGUACAAUAUGUAAACCCAUUACAUAUGAAAUGCUGUUCUACAUGUGAUAACCCACAUUUACUUUAUAUGUAACAGGAUUAUUUAUCACAUGAUAUCUUAUGUUAGACAUGUGAAAUACUUGAAAAUUCCUGAAUCCCUGUAUCAUGUGAAUUUAUUAGUAUAGUAUUAGUAUCAGUGGAAUGUCUGAAAACAACAUGUGCCUGUAUGUGAUACAUGUGUAAAAAAAACAGCAUCAUAAAUUCACAUGCUUUUUUGUAAGAUAUACUAAUUGUGAAGUAUUGUUAAAGGUAUAAUAUUAUGAAUUGGUCCCUCUGACUGAUAUAUUAUUAUAUAUGACAUCAUUAGAUUAUUAAUAGUGAAGCAUCAGUGUUAGAGCAGCAUAGGUAGGUUACACACUGUGCUGCCUCUGAUGUCUCUGUCUCUCACUACUUUGCUAGAGUUCCUUCAAACUGUCAGAGAGACUACAACCUGUUGGCCUUUGACGCUGAUGGAGACGAGGUGAAAUGCAGAUAUGGAAAUACAGUAGCAGAAGAAUGUAAUCCCUGCACACCACCGUCUGUUCUGACCAUUUCACCAACUUGUACUUUAUCAUUUCACCCCACCAGCAGCAGUAAUGAAGGUUCGUAUGCGGUACAGCUGGAGAUGGAGGACUUCCCCCGCCACACUAUCUCCCUCAAUCAAAGUGAUGGUGUGGAAACAAGGAGAACUCCUAGUGAUGCUCUCAGCAAAAUACCGAUCAGAUUUGUUUUAAUGGGUAGGAUAUCUCUCACUUUACCUUUACAGAUUGGAGUUUUAACUCAGUGAAGACAGAGUUUAUUUACUUAGCAGGAAAACUGACCUACUCAAUAACUUUCAUUUCAUUCAAAUCACAAAACACAUAGUCUGCACCUUUCACCUGGAUUAUCUCAAUUUUCUACAAACAAAACUUAUGCCAUCAGAAUAACUUGAAAGAUAUUAUUAUCAUGACAUUCACUGCAUAAUCACUGUGGUACCUUGAUUUAGGCUCUGAUUAGUUAGCAGUUCUGUUACAGAAAGAUAUAGUAAACUUAUUGUAUGGUGGGCCCUAUGUUUUUUUGUUUUUUCUCUAUUGUUCCAGUGGACACUGCUGUGCCAUGCUGCACAGAGGGAAAGUAUCUGCCCAGGUUUCUGCCUCCAACUCCAGCCAAAGGUGCGCAGCUGAUCGCAUAUGUCAACGAGUCCCUGGAAAUUAACAUCAAGGCAGAGGCAACAAAGUCCCACUGCUGGAGGUGGAGCUGUUUACGACGCUGACAUCAGCAAACCGCUCACCCCCAUACACCAUACACCCCAUCUGCCCGGUACAGUGAAAACCAGGAUUCAUUCGUGAAGCGAACAAUUCUCCAAAGUGCCAGAUGCCAUCGAAGGUGAGCAAUUGCCCACUCAAGUCGGUUACGACGGUUUCUGACAGUUUGUGUAGAAAUUCUUUGGUCAUGCAAACCAACUGUUGCAUCAGCUGUCCAGGUGGCUGGUCUCAGACGAUCUUGCAGGUGAAGAAGCUGGAUGUGGAGGUCCUGGACUGGGGUGGUUACACAUGGUCUGCUGUCGUGAGGCCGGUUGGAUGCACUGCCAAAUUCUCAGAAACAACAUUGGAGACCACUUAUGGUAGUGAAAUGAAAUUCAAUUCACAGGCAACAGCUCUGGUGGACAUUCCUGCAGUCAGCAUGCCAAGCGCAUGUUCCCUCAAAACUUGCAACAUCUGUGACAUUGUGUUGUGUGAUAAAACUGCAUUCUUUUAUUGUGACCAUCCCAACACACACCUGUGCAAUAAUCAUGCUGUUUAAUAAGCAACUUGAUAUGAGUUGAGUCUUAGAUCUUUUAUUUUUUUAAAAAGGGAGUAAAAACAAAAGUGUUGCAUUUAUAUUUUUGUUCAGUGUAUUUAUACAGUAGUAUGUUUUAGUGUAGCCAAUACUGUAUUGUAGAUUAUUUGUUUCAAGUCAUAUCAUUUGUUGUUUUCUUUCAUUUGGCCAACCACGUUCUGAUGUUUUGAUAAAUUCUAAUUUAUCUCUGCAUACUGUGUCUUGUGUUUUUAAAGGGUUUCACAGCUUUUCUUCAGUGGGCCGCAUGGCAUGGUAAAGCAGACUGGAUUAGAGGGACAGUUCAUCUUGAACUGGACUACAUCAGAGAAGGAACACGAAGAAAACCAUCCCAUCUGCUUUGUUGUCCAGGCAGUGAACAAAUCAGUCUGUUGUCACUGUACUAAUCUAAAUAUUGAGACAUAAUAUGGUGCUUAAAUUAUGUGUAUGGUUUCGCUAAAGAUUAAUAUGAAACUGUAAGUAUGACAAAUGCAUCAUAAUUCCUUAUUCUCACCAGUCUUUAACUAUAAUUAAAAGUAUUUUUGAGAGGUACAUUAAUCAGUAUUUCUAUGAUGCACAGGAUUCAAAGUGUUAAAAUGAUACCUCUUAAAAAAGCAUUUACUUAGAUUUAUUUUGUGUAAACAUUUAAUUUUGUUUAAAAAAAACGCUCUUGAUUUAAUUUUUCAGCCUGAACAAGUAUCACUCAGAGCUUCGAUGUGUGAUUGUAAACGUUAGAAACGGUGAGUAGUCACCUCAGUGUUUAUUUCCAUUUCAUUUGCUGCUUUUCACAAUUAUUUUUUUAUGUUUGUUAUACUUGCAGAACCAACCACCACGACGCUGCCAACAACUACAACAAACACACCAACUGCCCCACAAAGUACAACCAUUGCUCCCUUCAUUAAGUGAAUUAUAGAGCAGCUCAACCAAUCAUAAAUUCAUAUUUCCAUUUCCUUUACUGUUUUUCAAUUAUUUUAUGUUUCAAUUAUUUUUAUGUUCUUGAUACUUGCAGAACCAACCACCACAAUGCUGCCGACAACUACAACAAACACACCAACUGCCCCACUAAGUACAACCAUCGCUCCCUCCAAUCAGGAUGUGGUUGACUGCAGUGUGAAACGCAGACUUAGAGGAAGACAGACCCCACUAACAGAAGAUGGAGAUCACAUCACUCUGCCUGAUGCUCUCAGCCACACUGAGCAUCAGUCCCAACAGAUCUCAGUUUUUUCCGUAUGACCAAAUCUCUCUGAGCUGUGAGGCACCAGCAAACUCCAGCGGCUGGAUAGUGAGGAGAAACACUUCGAAAUUGACAUCUCAGCGAUGCAUGCAUGGCUGGGGAAUCCCAAGUGAAUCCUCCUGCAUCAUUGAGAAUGCCUACGAGUCAGACACUGGAUUGUACUGGUGUGAGUCCCAGCGGGGGGAGUGCAGCAACACCGUCAACAUCACUGUUACUGAUGGUGUUGUGAUCCUGGAGAGCCCUGGACUUCCUGUGACAGAGGGAGACGAUGUGACACUUCUGUGUUCCUACAAGGAAGAAGAUGAAACUAAAUCUACAUCAAAUUUCUCUGCUUCAUUCUACAAAAAUGGUGUUUUCAUCGGGUCUCCGCCUGCAGGAAAGAUGACCCUCCGAGCUGUUUCCAAGUCUAAUGAAGGCCUUUACGAGUGUGAACACCCCACAAAAGGAGGGUCAUCACAGAGCUGGCUGGCAGUGAGAGCUGGAGCUCAGCCUACAAGUGUCCCUACCACUCCUCCUCCUCCUCUUAAGUCUCUGCGCCUGUUGUGCACCAUCCUGCUGUUCAUCCUCUACAAUGUCAUCCUCAUUAUGUGUGUACUCAUUUACCGAAGGUGGGCUUGAGCUCAAGCUGAAGCAAAGAAAAGAGCUUCUGACUAUCUCACACUGGAGGGAUGAGUCCUGUUUCCAUGAAGAUCAAUUAUAUAGCAAU